This is a messenger RNA of Nematocida parisii ERTm1, 2850 nucleotides long. RefSeq lists its product as uncharacterized. The record is from RefSeq and is a predicted model, not a curated record. Bases 1 to 2850 code for a protein of 949 amino acids. The transcript has a single exon. Lineage: Eukaryota; Fungi; Microsporidia.
AUGAAAAUUCUUAUGAAUAAGACAGAAUUACACCAAAAUUACUCAAUUUCACAUAAAAAACAAGAAUUAUAUAGAACAAUUAGAGCUAUUUUCCGUAUACUCCUUAUAUUCUUAUUAUGUGGCGUAUUUUAUGUUAAUUGCACCAAGAAUAUAGAAGAAAUUUAUAAUACAAAUCUUCAAGACUCCAGUAAUAAAAGAGCAUUUGUAAACCCAUACGGUUCAUUGGGUAUGCUAGCUGGAUUUAUAGAUGAAUUCUGUGGGUUUAUGUAUAAUAAACGACUGUUUUCAGCCGAAUUAGAUAUGAAUUAUAUUAACUGGGAAAGUAGUAAAGAAGGAAUAUUCUUUAAUGGCAAUAAUAUAGCAAAAGAAAGAGUGCACAGAAUUUUCUCAAAUGAUAUGAAAAUGUCUUACUAUUCAUAUUUAUACCAUACAGUACUUAUAAAUAUGUUUUAUAUUGCUAAUGACACAGUAAGUAUCAGACUAAAUAAUUCAAAUUCAGAUCCGGAAUUAUUCCGAUUUCUUAAUGCUCCCAGUGUGAAACCGCAUUCGCAUAAGAUUAUUGCUGCAUUAUUAUUACUAUCAGAAGGUGUACAUGUGAAUAUAAAAACAGAAACAAUUGAAAAUCAGAGAUUCUUGAUUAUUUCAGAUAUAAAUAUAUCUGAUCAAGUAAUUAGUAUAAAUAUAUCUGAGGUAAUCAAAGAUUCUAAUGAUUUACAGGAUAUAAAUGAAGUACUACAGUCAGAGUAUAAGAAUAAAAUAGAAAUUAUUAUUAAUUUCUUCUUAUACGUAUGUAAUAACCCGAAUAUUCAAGAAUUAUAUGAUAUUACAGAGACUCCCACAAUUGGCUCAUUUAAUGAAGGCAAAUUCAUGGACAGUUCUAGAUGGCUUAUUCAGAUUUAUAUUUAUAAGUACAUGAACAGCCAACAAGAAAUGAUUCAGUUUAUAAAAAUAGUAUACAGUACACUACAAAAAAUAAUAAAAACGUCUACUAAAAAGAAACUUUCAAGUGAAAGAAUAAAUUCAGCUAAAACCCUGCGUAGAAAAUGCUUUAUACUCACAAAAAGAAGAACUCCUAAAAUGUGCCAAGAACUAAUCCAUAUAAAUAAGAUAAAUUCUCACAUAAACAAUACUGAUAAAAUGAAAUUAAUACCAUUUUCAGAAUUUGAAGAUGUCUCUAAAAAGAGAAGAAUACUUCAUUUCUACAGUAAUAGAAGUAAUAUAGUAGAACUUGCAAAACCAAAAGAUCACAGUGCUGCUGAAAAUACUCUUUUGGGAAUAAUCUGCUGCUUUCUAUUUGAUGUUAGAACACAGGAGUACAAUUUAGACCACCUUCCAUAUAUUAAAAGUGAUUUAAAAAGGCUUUUUUGUAUGCCAGACUCUUCCAUUAUUAAUAUACUUAAUAAUAGAAUGUACGGAAAUUCUUCACUUUCUUAUAAUUCUAAAAAUAAAAAAAUCAUCCCGGGUAAGAAAAUAAGUAAAGAAGCGUACACAGCAUGGACUGAGAUAAUCCAAAAAUUAAAUAACAAAGAUAUCUCAUAUUGUGAUAGUACAAAACGCAGUAUAUAUCCAGGGCUAAUUAACCUUCUUUAUAUAAUAUCAGAACUUACAGGUACGUAUGAAUCAGAAAAGCAUCACAUUAAGAGUCUACGCGAUUCUUUGGCCUGCAUAUGUAGGGGGUAUGAUAUGCAUGAGGAUAGUAAUGACAGUUCAGAAGCAGAUUCUGAUUAUUUACAAGAGCUUCAUAAUUUUGCGACUAAAAAUAUCACAGAGUACAUUACAAAAUUCUUUACAUCUCUUUCUAGGAAUUGUCUUCCGAAAUCAAAACCAUCGGAUUUUAAUCCGUGUGCUAUGAAAAUACAAUUUUUACCAUCAAAAGCCAUCUGGAAAGGCGGUAAAAUAGAUAUAUUCGGUAAAUUGUUCAUAAAUUAUGAUUAUAAUGGAUGCACUGAUGGGAUUUUCAUAUAUUUUAAUCCUUUUGAUAGUAAAGUGUCUUUAGAUAAUCAAUAUACUGGAUUAUUACCAGAUACUUUAAACAUAUUUAAAUCCAUAAAUAAUCAAAUUAAAUCCAGAGAUAUUCAUAAUUUAACUGGGCAUAUGGUUAAUCAUUAUAUAUCACAAAGGAUUAAGCACUUUACACUGCCUAGAGAAGGAUUAAUUAUCGACUUGCCAUGUAUCGUUUACACCAUAGACCAGUUUGACUCUAUUAAUAUUAUACAUAUGCAAGGCAAGCUCAGCACAUAUAGACUUAAAUCUGAUUUGAUCAUUUGCCUUAAUAUACUAUUACUUAAAGAUACGUCAAAUAUAAAAAUGCCCGUUAUUUCAGCUAUUAAAAAUAUUCUUAGCAAUUACUUUGUCAACAAUAAAGACAAAUCCGUAUCCCUGCCAGGGCCAUUAAAUACGAAUAUGUAUAAUAUAUCUGAUUAUAGUUCAAAUACACCACAUGUUUUUGAUCUUUCUGAUAUAACCCGAAUGAUUAAGUACUUAAUAUUGCUAAAAUCACCAAAAUAUAUCAUAUACUGGAUAACAUUAUACUUGAAUAAUGAUAGAUUUUUCUAUUCUUACUUUAAACAAGAAUUCUUAUUUUCUAUAUCACACUAUGAAAUAAUUUCAUUAUUUGAUUGUUUAACAGAAGAUGGUACUAAUUUGCACAAUGUUAAUAGGAUAUGUGAUAUACUCCCAUUACAUGUAGAAUCAGACGAAUAUAUCAACAGGUUUUUUAAUGAGGCAGUUUAUUCUUUUUUGAAUUUUUAUUUUAUUAGUAUAUCUUUGUAUAGACAAUAUGAUAAUAUUAUAAAGGAGAUAUUUAAUACUUUCUCUAUAUUUUCAUCGUAUAAAUUACUGUUAUUUUAA